UUAGCAUGAAUCACCUGGCUGGCCAAUAGAGACUGGAAUGAUUCUCCACGUGUGACUUGGUUGCAUUAUUACAAAAUGUGGCAGGAUAGACCUGCCCAGCCGUCGUUGCCGAUGUUCAUUUGCAAUGCUGUCUUAAGGAGAUGAGGAGAUGAGAGCAAAUURUUCCAGCAGCUCAGCCUGCCCUGCCAACAGUUCGGAGGAGGAGCUGACUGUGGGACCGGAGGCACAGGGGAGCCUGGAACUUGUUUUCACAGUGGUGUCAGCUGUUAUGAUGGGUCUGCUCAUGUUCUCCUUGGGAUGCUCUGUGGAGAUCCGAAAGCUGUGGUGGCACAUCAGGAGACCAUGGGGCAUUGCUGUGGGACUGCUCUGCCAAUUUGGGCUCAUGCCUUUGACAGCCUAUCUCCUGGCCAUCAGCUUCUCUCUGAAGCCAGUCCACGCUAUUGCUGUUCUCAUCAUGGGGUGCUGUCCCGGGGGAACCAUCUCGAACAUUUUCACCUUCUGGGUUGAUGGAGAUAUGGAUCUCAGCAUCAGUAUGACAGCCUGUUCCACAGUGGCCGCCCUGGGAAUGAUGCCGCUCUGCCUUUACCUCUACACCUGGUCCUGGGAUCUUGCGCAGAACCUCACCAUUCCCUAUCAGAACAUAGGAAUUACCCUUGUGUGCCUGACCAUUCCUGUUGCCUUCGGUAUCUAUGUGAAUUAUAGGUGGCCAAAACAAUCAAAACUCAUUCUCAAGGUUGGGGCCGUGGUUGGUGGGGUCCUCCUUCUGGUGGUCACCGUUGCUGGUGUGGUGCUAGCGAAGGGAUCGUGGAAUUCAGACACCACCCUUCUGACCAUCAGUUUCAUCUUUCCUCUGAUUGGCCAUGUCGCAGGCUUUCUGCUGGCACUCCUUACCCAUCAGUCUUGGCAAAGGUGCAGGACAAUUUCCUUGGAAACCGGAGCUCAGAAUAUUCAGAUGUGCAUCACCAUGCUCCAGUUGUCUUUCACAGCCGAGCACUUGGUUCAGAUGUUUAACUUCCCGUUGGCCUAUGGACUCUUCCAACUGGUGGAUGGAGUUCUCGUUGUUGCAGCAUAUCAGAUAUACAAGAGGAGACUGAAGAACAGACCCAGAAAAAGGAACCCAGAUUGUGCAGAAGCCUGCCCUGACAAAAAAUGCAGAGAGGCCAGUGCUUUCUUGGAGGUGCAUGAAGAAGCUGCUGGAACCCCUGAGCCAUCAGGACCAAUGGAUCGCCACAGGGCUCUGGAGCCUAUUGGCCACAUCACUUCAUGUGAAUAGUGGGGACUUGCUGGCCAGAGUGGUCCUCUGUCUUCCUCAGUGAUGGGUAAAGACAGGGCCACGCCGAUGCAAUCUCCUUGGUUGGCAGGACCUGUGUGAAUAGUUAAGUGUCAGAUGUUAGAAUACUUAUAUUUUUGUGUGGAUUGUGCAAUGUCAUAGGAUCACUUUUUGAGAGUGUAUUCUGCCCAUUUCAGGGAGUUUUGGGGGGUUUACACUGUUUUUUU
Molecule: messenger RNA, 1497 nt
Organism: Urocitellus parryii (Arctic ground squirrel)
Lineage: Eukaryota; Metazoa; Chordata; Mammalia; Rodentia; Sciuridae
Gene: Slc10a6
Product: solute carrier family 10 member 6
Biological process (GO): bile acid and bile salt transport
Cellular component (GO): membrane
Molecular function (GO): bile acid:sodium symporter activity
Source: RefSeq, a predicted model, not a curated record